ACGUCACGACAUUCUCAGAGGUGAAAAAAAAACUGCCUCGGCGGACUGCUCUCCCACUUAUGGUUUUCUCUGGGGUUUGAUAGCGAAAGGGAAGACGGAACCACCGUAAGCUGAAAGUUGUUUGCUUAUUAGUGAAGAGUUGCAGGUUCGAGCACGAUGUCCGCCUCAGCUAUUUUUGUGUUGGACCUGAAGGGAAAGGUGCUGAUAUGUCGGAACUACAAAGGCGAUGUGGACAUGGCAGAAAUCGACCACUUCAUUCCUUUGCUCAUGCAACAGGAAGAGGAAGGCAUGAUCUGUCCUGUGAUAACACGUGGCACCGUGCACUUCAUGUGGAUCAAACACAGCAACCUGUACCUUGUGGCAACCACGAACAAGAACUCAAACGCUUCCCUGGUUUACUCAUUUCUUUACAAACUGGUUGAGGUGUUUACGGAGUAUUUUAAAGAACUGGAGGAGGAGAGCAUUCAGGAUAAUUUUGUGGUUGUCUAUGAGCUUCUGGAUGAGCUGAUGGACUUUGGAUUUCCUCAGACUACUGACAGCAAAAUCCUACAGGAAUACAUUACUCAGGAGGGGACGAAGUUAGAGGUGGCAAAGACCAAGGUGCCGACCACAGUGACCAAUGCCGUCUCCUGGCGGUCAGAAGGCAUCAAAUACAAGAAGAACGAGGUCUUCAUUGAUGUCAUAGAGUCCAUCAAUGUACUGGUGAAUGCCAAUGGCAGUGUGAUGAGCAGCGACAUUGUGGGCAGCAUCAAGCUGAAGACCAUGCUGUCUGGGAUGCCUGAACUGCGUCUCGGUCUCAACGAUCGUGUGCUUUUUUCUCUCACUGGCCGUGACAAGGGGAAAACGGUGAUGAUGGAGGAUGUGAAGUUCCAUCAGUGCGUCCGUCUCUCACGCUUUGACAGCGAUCGUACCAUCUCCUUCAUUCCUCCUGAUGGAGAGUCUGAACUGAUGUCUUAUCGCAUCAAUACUCAUGUGAAACCAUUGAUAUGGAUCGAAUCUGUGAUAGAAAAAUUUUCUCACAGUCGAGUGGAAAUCAUGGUUAAGGCAAAGGGGCAGUUUAAAAAGCAAUCUGUGGCAAAUAAUGUUGAGAUUCGGGUCCCAGUCCCCAGUGAUGCCGAUUCACCCAAGUUCAAAACCAGCACAGGGAGUGCUAAGUAUGUGCCUGAGAAGGACCUGGUGCUUUGGACCAUCAAGUCCUUUCCUGGAGGAAAAGAGUUUCUCAUGAGAGCUCACUUUGGGUUACCCAGUGUUGAAAAGGACGAGCUUGAAGGCAAACCUCCCAUUACUGUUAAAUUUGAAAUCCCAUACUUUACAGUGUCAGGAAUUCAGGUUCGGUAUAUGAAAAUCAUUGAAAAAAGUGGCUACCAGGCUUUACCCUGGGUGCGCUAUAUAACACAAAGUGGAGAUUACCAGUUGAGAACAAAUGCCUAAGUAAAGCCUGCAAGAUGCUUUACUGCAUAUCUCCAGGACUUCCAGAAGAGCACAAUGAAUUUUACCUUUUAUCUGCACCUGAAGAAUUUCUUUAAUUUACUUCUUUUUUGUGUGUUUUAACUGUUUUAUAUUAAAUCUCCAUGCAAUUUGAUUUUAUUGUCACCUUUUCAGAUCUUUUUAAAAUUGUUGAAAUAAGAUUAUUCCUCUGAAAACAA
Messenger RNA from Oryzias latipes (Japanese medaka), 1646 nucleotides. RefSeq names its product adaptor related protein complex 1 subunit mu 2 (gene ap1m2). Lineage: Eukaryota; Metazoa; Chordata; Actinopteri; Beloniformes; Adrianichthyidae. The record is from RefSeq and is a predicted model, not a curated record. Gene Ontology annotation, cellular component: clathrin adaptor complex. Gene Ontology annotation, biological process: vesicle-mediated transport; intracellular protein transport.